AAAUAUAUAAAAGAAACAAAGAUUCUCUCUCUCUCUGAAAUGGUCACGUGCAGUGUUCCAUUCCGACAAAACCCAUCUCUCAUUUUACAAAACUCGACCAAAGCCACAAUCUUCCCCUGUUCUAUUUCCUCCUCCACUCCCUCUCCAUAAGGAAGCAAUCAGUCUCUCAUUCUUCAGCUUCCAUGGAGUCUCGUCCACAAGUUUCCCCCGGUUUCUACAAAAACCAAUCUCUGGUUUCGAUCAACAACGCCAUUGAUCAGACCAUGGCUUCACUUCGAAGCCGUUCCUUAUCUCUCUGUCUCCACUUGAUGUUACUUCUCCUUCUCUUUGUUCGUCCCGGCUCGAGCCAAGCUUGGGACGGAGUGGUGAUAACUGAGGCUGAUUACCAAGGCCUUCAAGCCUUCAAGCAAGAACUCAUUGACCCAAAAGGGUUCUUGAGAAGCUGGAACGAUUCUGGAUUCGGUGCUUGCUCUGGCGGUUGGCCCGGGAUCAAGUGUGCUAAAGGUCAAGUUAUAGUGAUUCAGCUCCCAUGGAAGAGUCUUGGAGGUCGAAUCACCGAGAAAAUCGGACAGCUUCAAGCCCUUCGCAAGCUUAGCCUCCACGAUAACCAGCUCGGUGGUUCAGUUCCUCUGUCUUUGGGACUCAUCCCCAAUCUCAGAGGAGUUCAGCUCUUCAAUAACCUUCUUUCGGGUUCUAUUCCUCCUUCUCUGGGUUCCUCUCCUCUGCUUCAGACGCUUGACCUCAGCAAGAACUCUCUCUCUGGUUUCAUCCCAGAUGGUCUUGCCAAUUCCACCAAGCUCCUCAGGUUGAAUCUCAGCUUUAACUCGCUUUCGGGUCCAAUACCAGUGAGUUUAACUAGCUCUGUCUCUCUUCAGUUUCUUGCUCUUGAUCACAAUAACCUCUCUGGUUCGAUACCUGACACCUGGGGGGGUCAGAGCCAAAACACUUCCACUGAUCUCAAGGUCUUGUCUCUUGAUCACAACUCCAUUUCUGGUAGAUUUCCAGCUUCAUUAGGAAGUUUAUCUCAGCUACAAGAUGUCUCCUUUAGCCACAACCGGAUUACCGGGUUCUUACCUGUUGAGUUAGGCAACCUCACUAAGCUUAGAACAAUUGAUUUUAGCGUUAAUGCCAUUACUGGGCCGAUCCCUUCGACCCUGGGGAACCUUUCUUCGCUGAGACAUCUCGAUCUGUCUCACAACAAACUUACCGGAGAAAUCCCAACUUCACUCUCCGAUCUCAAGAUCCUUACCUUCUUCAAUGUCUCCUUCAAUAACUUGUCUGGUCCUGUCCCUUCACUGUUGUCCCAAAUGUUCAGUUCGAGCUCUUUCAUCGGUAACAUUCAACUGUGCGGAUACAGCAUUUCGACACCAUGCCCUUCUAUAGAACCUUCUCCGCCUCCAGAAGGAGCAAGGAAACCCCGUGGUGGAAAACUGACAACAAAAGACAAAAUCCUCAUUGCAGCUGGAGCCCUCCUCGUGGUUCUGCUCAUACUUGUCUGCAUUCUCCUCUGUUGCUUGCUGCAAAAGAAAACCGAUCGGACCAAACCAAAUGGCGGCAUUGAGGUCGGCGCUGCAGCAGCGACUAGGGCUGAGAAGGGGGCCCCACUUGGCGGUGUAGGUGAAGCCAGUGGUGAAGCAGGAGGAAAGUUGGUUCACUUUGAUGGACCGAUGGCUUUCACUGCUGAUGAUCUUCUGUGUGCAACUGCAGAGAUAAUGGGGAAAAGCACUUAUGGAACUGUUUACAAGGCCACACUGGAAGAUGGAAGUCAAGUUGCAGUGAAGAGAUUGAGAGAAAAGAUCACGAAAGGCCAGAAGGAGUUCGAAAGCGAGGUUAACGUUCUGGGAAGAAUCCGACAUCCAAAUCUCCUCGCUCUUAGGGCUUAUUACUUGGGUCCCAAGGGAGAAAAGCUUGUUGUUUUCGAUUACAUUCCUAGAGGAAGUCUUGCAACAUACCUCCAUGCACGAGGGCCGGACAUUCGUAUCGAUUGGCCAACAAGGAUGAAGAUCAUAAAGGAUAUGGCUCGAGGCUUGUUCUACCUCCAUGCGCAUGAGAACAUCAUCCAUGGAAACCUGACAUCCAGCAAUGUGCUUCUUGACGAGAACAUAAACGCAAAGAUAUCAGAUUACGGCCUUUCCCGGCUGAUGACAGCAACUGCAGGCUCGAGCGUGAUUGCAACAGCUGGCGCCUUAGGAUACAGAGCACCAGAGCUCUCCAAGCUGAAGAAAGCCAACACGAAAACAGAUGUCUACAGCCUCGGCGUCAUCACGCUGGAGCUUCUGACGGGAAAAUCUCCGAGCGAGGCAUUGAACGGCGUUGAUUUGCCGCAGUGGGUUGCCUCCAUUGUUAAAGAAGAGUGGACUAACGAGGUUUUUGAUUUGGAACUCAUUAGAGAUGCAAAUGUGAUAACUGGCGAUGAGCUUCUCAACACAUUGAAACUGGCUCUACACUGUGUGGAUCCUACGCCUUCAGAUAGACCCGAAGUCCAGCAGAUUCUUCAGCAGCUUGAAGAGAUCAGACCCGAGACGAUAUCCGACCCCGUUGAUCCUACAGCUGCUGCUUCCACGAGCCAGUAGGAGACCCGACUUCUCGAGAAAUGGGCCAUCGUUAAAAUUUUGGGUAAAAGUUACAAAUUCAUUGAUUCAUUCUUGAACUAGGUUUUGUUGUUUUUUUAUCAGUUUGUGUCUGUAAAUACAGUAACUAUUCCAGUUUCUUGUUUGUCACGUUUCAUCUGAUCUUGCAAUAGAAAACAUUAACCAUUCCGACCA
Molecule: messenger RNA, 2765 nt
Organism: Tarenaya hassleriana
Lineage: Eukaryota; Viridiplantae; Streptophyta; Magnoliopsida; Brassicales; Cleomaceae
Product: probable leucine-rich repeat receptor-like protein kinase IMK3
Exons: 2
Coding region: 183-2573 (796 amino acids)
Biological process (GO): protein phosphorylation
Molecular function (GO): ATP binding; protein binding; protein kinase activity
Source: RefSeq, a predicted model, not a curated record